UCUUCUAAUAAUUUAUUUCUCAAGUACAAGAUCUACACCAUCGUACUCCGAUUUUUGCGCCCAAAUUAUAUGUCUAAGAUGUCCAAAUCUCACAACAUCAACCAUAUCUUUCCUCUUGUCUAUUCACCCACCUCGAGUUUUGACAUUGGAGAUGCUCUCAUGCACCAUUGCCUCUGAAUGGCUGGAUCACGGGGCACUCGAAGCACCAACAGCAGUGGGAGCCAAGCCAAAACCGGGCGUGCACGGCAUGGUGAAGAGCCUGAGGUCCCCACGGCAAAGAAAAAUCUCCGAGGACGGCCGGAUCCACAUGUAUCGCCAGAUCAUCCGCGGAGCCGAGCCAGGGUGCCCCCGGCGGUCAAGCGUGAGCGAUUCCGACGCUUUCCCCAAAAAUCCUGCGCUUUUCGGGAAAAGAACCCAAACGCCGAGAGGGAUCUCGUCGACACGCCGUCGGAAACGCGCCCCCCCGAUUCCUCGCCGGUGCCGUCUUCCCCAAAAUCUCUUCUCCCUCUCCCACCUGGCCACCUCUCCGCUUCGCCUAUAAAGAUCGCCCUCUGGCCCUGAUCCUCCCGUACGACGAGUGCCCACCACCGCGGCAGAUCUUUGACGCCUCCGAGGGAGUAGCAGCGGGAACAGCAUCGCGGACAGCUGGGAGAGGGGAUCGAUGGAGGAGGACGGCGGCGCCGGCAGCGGGGAGCCGUUCGUGGCCGCGGCGCCGGGCGCCGGCAGCGCCGGAGUCGGAGCAGGGAGCAGCGCGGGCGGCGGCGCGAAGCUGCCGCAGGUGCUGCAGAAGAGCUUCGGCGAGGUGCAGGGGAUCCUGGAGCACAACCGCGUGCUGAUCCAGGAGAUCAGCCAGAACCAGGAGACCCGCGACGCGGACGGGUUGACCCGCAACGUGUCGCUCAUCCGGGAGCUCAACACCAACAUCGCCCGCGUCGUCGACCUCUACGGCGACCUGUCGGGCUCCUUCGCCCGCGCCGUCGCCGCCAAGAAGGCCACCGCCGGCGGCGCCGCGGCGGGCGGCCCCAAGAGGCCCCGCUCCGCCGGCGCCGGGCAGCAGCAGCAGUAGAGGCGGCGGCGGCGGCGGCGCCUUCGCUCCGCGUUAGGAUUCCGUCGGGAAAAAUUCUGAGGGGGGUAGAGAGGUAGAAUUGGAAACCUUUUUUCUUUUCCCGAUUUGGCCGGGGAUGGGAUGACAUGAUGAUGUAUGGGUGUACCACCUCCAUUCCAAAUUAUAAAUUAUAAUCAUUUCAAAA
Setaria italica (foxtail millet) is the source of this 1250-nucleotide messenger RNA. Its product is annotated as protein ELF4-LIKE 3-like. Gene Ontology annotation, biological process: entrainment of circadian clock; positive regulation of circadian rhythm. The record is from RefSeq and is a predicted model, not a curated record. The coding region runs from base 662 to 1066 and encodes 134 amino acids. The transcript has 2 exons. NCBI's taxonomy places the organism in Eukaryota, Viridiplantae, Streptophyta, Magnoliopsida, Poales, Poaceae.